AUGAGAGGUAUAGGAAGUAUAGAAAAUGUAGGAAGUAUAGGAAGUAUACAAGGUAAUGGAGGUUAUGUAGGUAUACGAGGCAAUGGUGAUAUACAAGGUAUACGAGCUAUCGGAGGUAUAGAAGGUAAUGGAGAUAAUGGACAUAUAGAAUAUAUGGGAGGUAAUGAAGGUGUACGACGUAUGGUAGGUACUGAAUUGCUUAUCAUUCUCACUUAG
Messenger RNA from Rotaria sp. Silwood2, 216 nucleotides. The record is from the annotation of a GenBank genome assembly. Lineage: Eukaryota; Metazoa; Rotifera; Eurotatoria; Philodinida; Philodinidae.